Molecule: messenger RNA, 981 nt
Organism: Effrenium voratum
Lineage: Eukaryota; Dinophyceae; Suessiales; Symbiodiniaceae
Source: the annotation of a GenBank genome assembly
AUGAAGACGAUGCUGGCCUCUGCCAAUGAGACGCACCAACGGGAGCGCCAGGAGUUGGAACAGAGCCUCGAGGCGCUGGAGGCGCAGCUGGUGGAGGCGCAGCGCCGCGCCGAGGCGGCGGAGGUGCAGGCAGCCUGCCUCGCCCAGAGCCAAGCGCCGGCAACUGAGGAGAAGGCCGCCGCAGGCGGCUCCACGCCGCCUUGGAAGGCAGCGACGCAGGGCGGCAGCUCAGAGGCCUCCUUCGUCGCGGCUCUCCGGCGGAGGCGCUUGGUGGCGGAAGGGCAGCUGCCCGAUGAGGUGCGAGAAGGUGUGAAGCAGCUUUCGGAGAGCCUGUGUGCGGCGGUGGAGAGAUUAGCCAACGACCUGUAUGAGAGCGAGUGCCAUUUCCUUUACGAGAUCAUACAGAAUGCUGAGGAUGCGCACGCACGUGCUCGUCCCAAGGAGGCCCGGGAGCCGCGGCUGAGCUUGCGCUUGGGGCCGCCUUCUCCCGCCUUCCCCCACGGAUUCUUUCUGAGCGAGAACAACGAAGCUGGCUUCACAGAAAGAGACGUGACUGCUCUGUGCGACAUCUCGGCAUCUUCCAAGAAGAAGCCGAUGCCUGGGGCAGAAGGCGGAUCCAUCGGCUGCAAGGGCAUCGGCUUCAAGUCGGUGUUUACCGUCAGCGACCGCGCCCAUGUGCUGUCCAAGGCCUGGAUCGAGUUCAGACCCCGGUUUUUGAACGGUUCAACGGGCUUGCGGCAGGGCUGCCACUUCGAGCUCAGGCUUGGCGAGGCGGAGCUGGCCAAGCUGCCGCCAGAGGUGCGGGAGGUGCUGUUCCUGCCCUUGAGGGCGAGCGGCCUUGCGGCGGCCAUUGGGCAGGAUGGGGCAGACCGGUUGUGGCCAGCGCAAAUGCACAUGGAGACCGAGAUGGAUGAGUUGGCGGGCCCUGGGCGUGCCUCCCUCCUCUUCCUAAGGAGCUACUCCGCGGGAACCAGCCUCUGA